Molecule: messenger RNA, 1644 nt
Organism: Hydatigera taeniaeformis
Lineage: Eukaryota; Metazoa; Platyhelminthes; Cestoda; Cyclophyllidea; Taeniidae
Source: the annotation of a GenBank genome assembly
AUGGCCUCAAUUUCACUCUUGAAUCCAAAAGCUGAGUUUGCGAAGGCUCAAAAUGCCUUUCGGAUCAAUACUACGGCUGCUCGUGGGCUGUAUGAGGUGCUAAAGACAAACCUUGGACCAAAGGGUACUAUGAAGAUGCUGGUUUCAGGCGCUGGCGACAUAAAGAUCACAAAGGAUGGGAAUGUCCUCCUUCAUGAAAUGCAAAUCCAACACCCCACGGCAAGCUUAAUUGCUAGGGUUGCCACUUCUCAAGAUGACUCCACGGGUGAUGGGACCACAUCAGUUGUCAUCCUAAUUGCUGAGCUCUUAAAACAGGCUGAGCUUCUCAUUAGUGAGGGUCUCCAUCCCAGACUUGUCACAGAAGGUUUUGAUCUUGCCAGGGAAAAGUGCAUAGAGUUUCUCGAUGAAUGCAGAGUUGAUGUCGCCUCGGAUAUGCCCGAAAAAGCCACCCUCCUUGCCAUCGCUGGCACUUCCUUGCGUACAAAGCUCCACCCAGACUUGGCGGACCAUCUUGUAGAACCGGUUGUCGACGCUGUCCUUGCCAUUAAGCAGCCUGACGAAGAGCUUGAUCUUCAUCGGAUAGAGAUCAUGGAGAUGCGCCAUAAAACAGAUAUGGAUACUACCCUUAUUAGAGGUCUUGUGAUGGACCAUGGUGGGAGACAUCCUGACAUGCCGAAAAGGGUCACGAACGCCUACAUUCUUACCUGUAAUGUUUCAUUGGAGUAUGAAAAGACCGAAAUCAACUCUGGGUUCUUUUAUAAGACUGCUGAGGAACGCGAAAAAUUGGUCAAGUCCGAGCGCGAGUUUAUUGACAAACGUGUGCAAGCUAUCAUUGAGUUGAAGCGAAAAAUGUGCGAUAUUGAUGCUGGCAAGGGUGACUCAAAACCAGGAUUUGUUGUGAUGAAUCAGAAGGGCAUUGAUCCCAUCUCUCUCGACGCCCUCGCUCGGGAGGGUAUCUUGGCUCUUCGUCGAGCUAAGCGUCGCAACAUGGAACGUUUAGCUCUAGCCUGUGGUGGCUAUGCAGUUAAUUCCCUAAACGAUCUCGUCCCUGAUUGUUUGGGCUAUGCCGGCCUUGUCUACGAAUAUGUUUUGGGUGAGGAAAAGUAUACAUUUGUCGAGGAGUGCAAGAAUCCACAAUCGGUUACUCUCCUCGUCAAAGGCCCUAACAAGUACACCAUAACGCAAAUCAGGGAUGCGCUCAAGGAUGGUCUCCGUUCUGUGAAGAAUACUUUUAAUGACGGCUGCGUCGUACCUGGAGCUGGCGCUUUUGAGGUUGUGGCUCAUCGAGGCCUGAAGAAAUUCGAGGACACCGUGAAGGGUCGUGCUCGCCUAGGUGUUAGGGCAUUCGCUGAUGCGCUGCUCAUCAUUCCGAAAGUUCUAGCCGCAAACUCCGGUCACGAUCCUCAGGAAACCAUUGUGAAGCUGCUGGAAGAGGCUUCUCAGGUGGAAAAGCGCAAAGGCACUUCAAAACAGCUGGUGGGUUUAGAUUUGGCCACUGGCGAGGUUAUGGAACCUGUCGGCGCUGGAAUUUUGGAUAAUUAUAACGUCAAGAAGCAGAUGGUUGGAUCUGCGGCUGUUAUCGCUACCAAUCUCCUACUCGUUGACGAAAUUAUGCGCGCGGGUCUGAGUUCGCUCAAGGGUUGA